Messenger RNA from Procambarus clarkii (red swamp crayfish), 1907 nucleotides. The record is from RefSeq and is a predicted model, not a curated record. NCBI's taxonomy places the organism in Eukaryota, Metazoa, Arthropoda, Malacostraca, Decapoda, Cambaridae.
CCCGGAGGUUCACACGGCUGCAACAGUCGGUGCCUCACUCCUCCAGAAGGAUGAGUUUCCGGGGCAGAAUGUUGCUGGUGGUGGCUGUUGCCGCCACCUGUGCCAUCUCCCUCGCUCAAGACGCCAAUCUUCAGGCAAUAGAAUGCCCUUUCCCAGAGGGACAGGAGGUGGUGUCAGAGGAGGAGUGCGGGAAGUACUCAGCGUGUGAGUGGACGGACGGAGUCUGCCAUGUAGUGGACAACGCCGUUGGUGGCUACGUCGUCCAGGGCCCGCCAGAGGUCACCACCAGAGGCUUCAAGGUUAACCUGAAGAAGGCGGACGACACAGUGACGAUGUUCGGAGACGACGUGACCAACUUGGUGUUUGAGGUCAUCCAGCACGAAGAUUACCACCUCCAGGUCAAGAUCUACGACGCAGACGCGGAGCGCUACGAGGUGCCGGUGCCUCUGAGUCUUCCUGACGCCGCAGACGCCGGCGCCCUCUACACCGUCAACGUCAGCGGGGAAGGCGAACCUUUCGACUUCGUCGUCAGCAGAAAGUCCAACAACAACACUGUGUUCCGCUCGUUGGGGCCCCUGACCUUCGAGGACCAGUUCCUGCAGCUGCACACCUCCCUCGCCUCCACUUACCUGUACGGCUUCGGCGAGAACACCCACCUCUCCUUCAGACACACGUUCGAGCCCCGCUCCACCUUCCCCAUCUUCGCCAGGGACCAGCCAGUGGGCACAGACCCCAUGAACGAGUACGGUCACCACCCAUACUACAUGGUGAUGGAGGACGACGAGGGUAACUCUCACUCCGUCCUUCUCUACAACUCUAACGCCAUGGAGUACUCGACCUUCCUGCUGGAGGAUGGGACGCCGGCGCUCACAUUGAGGACCAUCGGAGGCAUCAUCGACCUGCACAUGUUCCUGGGCCCCCUGCCGGAGGACUUGAUCACGCAGUAUACCUCCGUCAGUAUCACCGCCCCCCACCACUCUCUUUCUCCGUCAAUAUCACCGCUCUCCACCACCCUCUCCCAGCAAUCCCGGAACCACAACACCAACGGGACGCCCGACCAGGACCCCGGGGUGUGGCCGGAGGUCGGGGAGAUCUCUCGCUACACACUCAACAUCCGCUACCAGUACCUGCCCUACCUCUACUACCUCUUCCACAGGGCGCACAUGUUCGGUAAUUCUGUCGUCCGGCCGCUGUUGAACGUCUUCCCCAGCGACCUGGCGGCUCGAGACGUCGACGACCAGUUUAUGUGGGGCGACGGUAAGGUCCUUAUCCAGGGCGCCACCUCCAGGGACGUCUACUUCCCUAAGGGGAUCUGGUACGACCUGGUGACUGGUGUGGCGACGGCCACGGGACCCACGACGCUCACAGUUGAUGCUCCUCUCGAGGUGAUCCCUCUCUAUGUUCCUGGAGGCGCCAUCCUUCCCUACCAGGUGCCUGGCCUCAACACCGUAGAGAGUCGACAAAACCCGCUGGGGCUGACGGUGGCGCUGGACGGGACUCUGGCGGCCUCGGGCGAGAUCUUCUGGGACGACGGUGAAGGAGAACACGACAUGUCGCUGGCUUAUAUGUCCAUGUUGAAUUAUAACCAGAACGAGUUGACCAUGAGCGUCAUGGCCGGAGAGGACAUAGUGGCUGGACUGUUUAUUGACACCAUCAACAUCUACGGCUUCCCUAGUGCCCCGCAGGGCGUCAGUGUCAACGAUAUGGAGCUCCCUGGCGAGGACUGGGAGUACGACGCCUCCACGAGUGUCCUCACUAUCACUACCCACGCCCCUCUCGCAGACCCGCUCAGUGUGUUCAUACUCUAGGACGUCCCCAGCAGCGUCCUCACCAUCAUACCUACGCCCCCAGCAGCGUCCUCACCAUCACACCCACGCCCCCAGCAGCGUUCUCACCAUCAUACCCAC